Molecule: messenger RNA, 3228 nt
Organism: Equus caballus (horse)
Lineage: Eukaryota; Metazoa; Chordata; Mammalia; Perissodactyla; Equidae
Gene: TSTD3
Product: thiosulfate sulfurtransferase like domain containing 3
Molecular function (GO): thiosulfate-cyanide sulfurtransferase activity
Source: RefSeq, a predicted model, not a curated record
CCGGCCGGCGCCUGGCUGGAGGGCGCUCAAGAGCCCGGCGCGGCUGGCCCGGCGGCCGGAGGAGGAGGAAGACGGGCCGGAGGAGGAAGUGGUCAGUGGCCGACGGGCGCGAGCUAGCUGGCGAUGGUGCCGCUGCGGCUGCUGCUGUGGAGUGCGCGCUGGGCGAUCCUCGGGUCCGCCGACUCUGCGCUCUGGGGUGUCAAGUCAAUAAAAGGAAGCUGCCACAAUUUUUGUACUGCUGUUUCUGAAGAUGUCACUUACGAGGAACUUAAAAACCGGUUGAAUUCCAAAAGCAUUAUGUUAAUUGAUGUUAGAGAGAAAUGGGAAAUUCUUGAGUAUGGAAAAAUCCCCGGGUCUGUCAAUAUACCAUUGGCUGAGGUAAGUGAAGCUCUCCAGAUGAACCCAAAAGCCUUCCACGAGAAGUACAACGAAGCAAAGCCGUCCAGAUCGGACAGGCUAGUGUUUUCGUGUGUAGCUGGAGUGAGAAGCAAGAAGGCUCUGGACACAGCAAUAUCUCUGGGCUUUAGCAGUGCUCAACACUAUGCUGGAGGAUGGAAGGAAUGGGCAACCUAUGAAUGUUCAGAGAAGAAAGAAAGAAAUUGAAUUUUGGAAUACAAGCUGGCUCCUUCCUUGUGUACAUGCAGCCUAUUAUAGUGGAAUGAGCAAAAGAAUAAAAAUCUAGCCCUGGCACCUAGCAUUGGCUACUGGGAAGGGGAUUGUGUAUAAGUCGAUUAAUUGUUGAAUCUUUUUCUCAACUGUAGAUUUCUCCCUGCCUACUUCCAAAGGCUAUUGAGGAUUGAAAUAAUGUAUGUGACUUGCCAUGGAAAUAUAAGGGCUGAUAUUCUAAUUUUUAAAUAGUUUAGUAUAGUUCAAUAGUAUUCCAAAAGACCAGGUUGCUUGUAUUACCUAAUCAUAACGUGUGACCAUUUGUAUUAGGACAGCUUCUAUUCAUCGAAGAGCUACCAGUAGAUUAACAGACUUGACCUUAAAACACCAAGAAUCUGGGAUCCAGAAAAGUAGGUGAAAUAUGAACAAUGAAAAUACAUUAACAGCAUCCAAAGACUUAUGGUAGUGUUGUGACCAGAAGGGGAGUGAUAUAAUUUGCAAUUUUAAAAACUAAUAUGAUGUAUGGGGGUAGAAAUCAGAACAGUGGUUGCUUCUGUGGAGGGAAGGAAAUUAACUGGAAAAGGCAAGAAGUAAAUUUCUAGGGUGAUGGAAAUGCUCUAUAUGUUGACUGAGGUAUUAGUACAUAGGUAUAUACAUUUAUCAAAAUUCAUUGAACACAAAAAUAUACAUUUUUCUAUAAUUUAUCUCAAUUAAAGAACAAUUAAAAUAGAAAAAAAGUUAAAUGUAAAUGACUCCCACUAGCAUGAAUAUAUUUCCUUGUAAUGUUAAGUCCUACACUUGUUAGUGCACUGAUGGUAAAACAAAUCUGUGCUUUCUUCCGUCUGCCUCUUCAGACCCAUCUGAUUUUAGUGUCACUUAACGUUAGUUGUUCGGAUCAUAUAAGGCCUAGCAAGUAACUACAAGGACUUGAUUUGUCCUAAGUGAUAUAUUAAGCCACUGGAGAAUUUGGCAUAGGGACGUGAUGGGAUCAUCUUGAACUCCCAUUUCUGAUAAUGUCAGUCUAGUUUCUAGCAGAGCAAACUCCCUACAAGAACUAGAAAAGCUGGAAAAUAUACACACAUAUUACACACACACACACUUUUCAAUGUUGGUUCAUCCUCUGAGGCUUUCCUCCUCCCUGAGACCAUGGCUCUUCAAAUCCUUGCUGCCUGAGUAAUUCUGUCAUGCCUUUAAGCAGAUUUUGUUUAUAUAUUUAUAUAAACAAGGAUUACCAGGGCAAAUAUACUAAGGCAGUGAGGAUUUGAGGAGCUACAAUCUCACAGAGAUGGAAACUGUAGAGAGUGGGCCCACACCGAAGUACUAGGCCCAUCAAGGAACAGCAGCCUGGGUAAGGAGCCUGGGUAAACACACCAGGCUUUUAGUUGGACCCCCUGAAAAGCUAUACUCUGAGUAGAGGUGAACCAGAAAUUGACCAACCCUUAUAAACAUAUAAGACCAGCUUUGAAUCAACUAAACGUCUGAAUGAAUUAAGGUGAUCUUUCUCACACUCUGAGGGCCUACCAGAAGUACAUCAUUUCUUGGAGAAAGAUCCCAUUAUCUAGCUAGAGCAGGGGUUGGCAAUAGUAAAUACUUGAGGUUUGUGGGCCAUAAGGUCUCUGUUGCAACUACUCAACUCUACUACUGUUGCACAAACGCAGCCAGAGACAACAUGUGAACAAAUGAAUGGUGGCUGCGUUCCAAUAAAACCAUUUAUGGCCACUUAGGUUUAAAUUUUAUGUAAGUUUCAUGUGUUGCAAAAUAUCCUUUUAUUUUUCAACCAUUUAAAAAUAUAGCAAACAUUCAUAGCUGAAAGGCCAGGCAAAAACAGUGGUAGGCAGGAUUUGGCCCAUGGGGCAUGGUUUGCAGAACUCUGAGCCACAGCCACAAAUUAUCCCUACAGUUUUUCAUAUAUAAUGUUCAGAAUUCUAUAAAAAAUCACUAGAAAUAGCAGUAAAUGGGACCUCAUUACUGAAAAAUAAGAGAAUAAAGAAAACACAAUAGAAGCAGAUCCACAGAUCUACAUAUUGGAGUUUUCAGACAUAGUUUAAAAUAAUUUUGAUUUAUAUAUUCAAUAACUUAGAUGACAAAGUGGAAAAAUUUAUUAGAGGAAUAGAAACUACCAAAACGUAUCAAAUAGAAUUUCUAAAAUUUAAAAAUACAAUAACCAGAGGCUGGCCUGGUGGCAUGGUGGUUGGGUGUGCACGCUCUGCUUCAUUGGCCCAGGGUUCACAGGUUUGGAUCCCAGGCACAGACCUAUACACUGCUCAUCAGGCCAUGCUGUGGCAGCGUCCCACAAAGACUGGCACAGAUUUAGCUCAGGGCCAAUCUUCCUCACCAAAACCAAAAAACAAACAAACAAAAACAAUAACUGAAAUUAACCUAGUAGACGGUAGAUGGGUUUAAGAGCAGAUUAGACACAGCUGAUGAGAAGGAUUAAUAAAAACAAAAAAACUGAGGUGCACAUAUUAACAUGGAUAACUCACAAUGUCUAGAGAAAAAAAUUACAGAAACAUAUAUGGUACGACAUGCAAAAUAAUUCAGUUUAUUUAUAUAUGUACAUAUAUAGUAUAAGAGUACAUAUUUAUGUACAUUACACUAUAAAUAAAUUAUGAGAAUAAUAAA